UCCUUGUUCACCCCAGCUCAAGUCUCGUCAAUUUCUCUCUCACCAAACAAACAAAGCAAAGCGAGUCUCAGAUCGUCAAUGGAAGGCCAACACUCUCACUCUCACUCCUUCACUUCCGCCUCUCCCGAUGCCGGCGCCGGCGGAUCCACCGGAGCUCGUUACAAGCUCAUGUCUCCGGCCAAACUCCCGAUCUCUCGCUCCACUUCCAUCACUAUCCCUCCCGGUCUUAGCCCUACCUCCUUUCUCGAAUCUCCUGUUCUUCUCUCUAACAUCAAGGCGGAGCCUUCACCAACAACUGGUUCCUUUUUCAAUUCCCAGAUGAUGCAUGGCUUUGGGGGCUCGGUUGCAUUAUCAUUGAAUGGAAAUCGCUCAAAUAGCAAUUCUUAUGAUGAACAAAAAUCCAGUUGCUUUGAGUUUAAACCUCAUACUGGUUCCAACCCUGUUUCUGGGCUGUCAACAUCAGGACAUCCGGUAUCAUCAGGGUUCUAUCAGCAGAAAAAUGAGCCUCGUGAACAAACUCAAAACCAAUGCCAGUUUCAGUCAUAUGUAUCAAUGCCUUUAGCCAGAUAUGAGAUGCCAACCUCUAAAGAAUCUAGCCAGUUUGCAUCCAUGAAUAUGUCUACUGCAAUAGUUAGUGUACCUUCUACUGCUGAAUAUGAUGAAAUGAACCAAAGUGAGCACUCUAAAGGUGGAAAUGAAGACCCACAAUCAGAUCAUCGAGAUGCCUUGCCGUCUGUUGCACCUGAUAAAUCGUCAGAUGAUGGUUAUAAUUGGCGAAAGUAUGGGCAGAAACUUGUUAAAGGAUGUGAGUUUCCUCGAAGCUAUUAUAAAUGUACAUAUCCUAAUUGUGAUGUUAAGAAGAUUUUCGAGCGCGCUCUCGACGGACAAAUAAAAGAGAUAGUUUACAAGGGAGCACAUGAUCAUCCUAAACCUCAACCUAGCCGUCGCUUCACUGCUGGUGCUCUUAUAUCCAUCCAAGAGGAAAAGGCUAUCAAUGCUUCAUCUUUAACUGGUCAAGGAGACACCACAUACAGUCAGACCCUUAGUACUGACCAGAAUGGAACUCCUCUAUCAUCUCCUCGAGGAGUCAAUGCUGAUAAUGUUGAUGGUGCAUCUCCACUAUUAAACAGCGUCACUGAUGACAUUGACAAUGAUGAUCAAUUUAUGAAGCGAAGAAGGACAGAUCUUGGCAACAUUGAUAUAUCUCCAGUUGUUAAGCCUAUUCGCGAACCCCGUGUUGUUGUCCAAACUCUAAGUGAAGUUGAUAUACUAGAUGAUGGGUACCGAUGGCGUAAAUAUGGCCAGAAAGUGGUCCGAGGCAAUCCUAAUCCUAGGAGCUAUUACAAGUGUACAAAUGCUGGAUGCCCGGUGAGGAAACAUGUGGAGAGGGCAUCACAUGAUCCAAAAGCAGUUAUAACCACAUACGAGGGAAAGCACAAUCAUGAUGUUCCUGCUGCAAAGACGAAUAGCCAUGAUGUGGCAGGAUCCUCACCACCUGUUAGUGGAAUGUCAAGAGUCAGAUCAGAAGAUUGUAGCACCAUUAGUCUUGAUCUUGGAGUUGGAAUGAACUAUGGAGUUGAAAACAACACCUAUGAGCAACAAAGUGCAUUAGGUUCUGAGCAUGUCAGAAGUCAGGUUCAAGCAUCUACAGCUCCAACACGCUAUGGUGUAGCUAAUGGAGGCAUUAUUCUUUAUGGAUCCAGAGACAACCAUGUUGAAAACCAUAAUUUCGAAUCUCCGCCUUUAGGCCAGUUCUCUUAGUCAUAAUCUUAAUAUCAAGGGAACGAGCUUUCCUGACCAAUAUAGUUCUGGUCGAAGGAAAGAAUAAAACAAUGCAAGGAUUCUUAUUAUUAUUUUUUUUUGCAUCUUUAUGAGGGAUACAUGGCUGAGCCGGUAAUUAUCUCAAGCCGGCAUAAGUAGCCCUUGUACAAAUAUCUUGUAUAUUAAUUGGUACCUUACUAUUAUGGUUAUUGAUUAUUCAGCAGCACAAAUGCAAGCACCUUUCGGACCAAUGUUACUGAAAGUUAAUGCAACUCUAAACUACUUUGAGUUCA
Daucus carota subsp. sativus is the source of this 2054-nucleotide messenger RNA. RefSeq names its product probable WRKY transcription factor 20. Gene Ontology annotation, molecular function: sequence-specific DNA binding; DNA-binding transcription factor activity. The record is from RefSeq and is a predicted model, not a curated record. The transcript is spliced from 6 exons. Lineage: Eukaryota; Viridiplantae; Streptophyta; Magnoliopsida; Apiales; Apiaceae. Bases 79 to 1761 code for a protein of 560 amino acids. Gene Ontology annotation, biological process: regulation of DNA-templated transcription.